Trichoderma virens Gv29-8 is the source of this 2193-nucleotide messenger RNA. RefSeq lists its product as uncharacterized. Lineage: Eukaryota; Fungi; Ascomycota; Sordariomycetes; Hypocreales; Hypocreaceae. The record is from RefSeq and is a predicted model, not a curated record. The coding region runs from base 1 to 2193 and encodes 730 amino acids. The transcript has 2 exons.
AUGCCAGUCGCCGGUGAGCCGUUACUUGACGAUCUCUCCAAUGAUCCUACUCAGAGAACUCGAUGGAGCUAUACAAGUUCCUCUGAUCUUCCGUUACCCGACGAGGAUCCUACGCAGCCCUUCUGUCCUCGUCAUUCCGCCACUAUUGCUCAUUUAAAUAACAGUUAUUUUGGCCCUUUUCCAAUUGGUUUGGAUUCAACAACUCCCCAUCGCGAUUGGCAUUUUGGGAACCUUGAUUACAUUCUGUCGCAUCGAAGCUGGUGCCUAGUGUGUGGCCUUAUUGCAAAUGUUAUUGAUGAAGAUCCUGCAAACUCUAUGUCGGAACAUAGCAAUGCAGAAAUUAUCGCUUGCUGGAUUUGGGAUGGAGUGCUUCAUGAAAGCGGCAGCGAAAUGGGAACUCUCCGGCUUAGGAUCGCCCCGGAGAUGGUUGGCUGGGAAGACCUGUUUGAGCCUUUCGAUCUCGUUCCCUUGGCAGACAGUGGCACAAAUGACAGUUUAUUUCUAGGACGAAGUCUUAAGGAAGACCAGUUCGACAUGGAACUGGUCAAACAUUGGACCAAGAGCUGCGCUGAAUGGCAUGGCAGCGAGUGCAUGGAUACGGCGCCGUGGCAGACUUCCCAUUUUGGCGCGCCAUUCAUCCGAAUAAUCUCCCUGACUGACAACAACUUGAUUGAAACAUCUUGCCCACCACCUUAUGUAGCAUUGAGCUAUGUAUGGGGGGCUGCUCCCGUAUUCAAGACGCUACAGAGCAAUGUCCAAGACUUGAUGCGGCUACAAGGCCUACCAAUUUCGUCUCUUCCGAAGUCAAUUCGCGAUGCUAUGGUUCUAGCACGAAAUCUCGGCUUUCAGUACAUCUGGAUUGAUUCCGUAUGCAUCAUACAAGAUUCCGCAGAAGAUAAGGUACAGCAGCUUCGCAUGAUGGACAGCAUAUAUAGUCGUGCAAGUCUCACAAUUGUUGCUGCGGCUGGUUCUCAUGCCAACGCGGGAAUCCCUGGUUUAGAAGCAGCAACCAGAUCUCGGAAACAGCAUAUAGUUCAGAUUUCGAAAGACUUGACUCUUGUGGCCCUUCAUCCAGAUACCUAUCGCAGCGCGACGACAACAACAUGGAAUACCAGAGGUUGGACAUACCAGGAACGUCUUCUCUCAAAACGGUGUGUUUUCUCCUUCCCUGAUGGGUCUGUGGGCUUCCAGUGCUCAAAGGCUGUUUGGGGGGAAGAUUACUACGCUGAGACACCAGAUUUAAAGCGUUGCGCGCCUAUGAUGGACAUCUCGUUGAAUCGAACCUGGAUGGCUCCCGGAUCUGCUCAAGAGAGAGGCGCUCCAACUGUGCAUAUAACAAAUACACCUUAUAUGCAUGAAUACUGUCGACUUGUCGAAGAAUACACUGGACGUGAUAUGUCAUACCCGAGUGAUCGAUUACCCGGCAUCAAUGGUGUUCUGGAUGUCUUUCGAAGAGAGUUCUGUCUUCAAUUCUUUCAAGGGCUACCGGAAGUCCUCAUUCAUAUGGCUCUUCUCUGGCAACCACGCAACAAGCUAAAGCGCGUUCCCAAAGAUCCAAAAACCGGUCUACCUUUUUUUCCGAGUUGGUCAUGGGCUGGUUGGACUGGGCCAGUUGGUUAUGAAGACUGGAAUGCCUUCAAUAGUAUGCCUGAGCUGGAGGUUCGUGCAAAGCGCCCCGAAGACGUCAAUGCAUUCAGGGAGCCACUUUGGCUCAGUCUGCGCACGCGUGUCGCGCGUUUCAGAUUAACAAAUCUUGUCCUAAGUUCUGAUUAUAAUAAAGACGACUUUCCUAUCGAGAGACGUGGGCGCUUUGGGAUUUCCUUACCAUCACCAUCCGCAGGGGACCGGCCUUGGUUGGGGACUAUUCUCUUACCCGUCCAGUAUCAUGCCAAGAUGGCCCAGGAUCAUGAGUUCAUCAUUCUAUCGGAAAGCUAUGGGUUCGAUCGCCAAGAGAUGGCACCAGCGGCUGCCAGCAAAAUGAAACCAUUUGAGGUGUAUGAUGUUAUGAUGAUACGAAGGCUUGCUGGCGAGGAGUUGGCGCAAUAUCAAGUCCAAAUAGCGAAGACUUCCUUCUCAAAGUCAAUGGAUAAAUGGGUUGAUGGGAAAAAUUUUGUGGAGAGGAUUGGAGUUGGAAGGAUGGUUAAAAAUGCUUGGAAUGAUGAUGGCCACUGGGAAGAUUUUGUUCUGAUCUGA